This is a messenger RNA of Blumeria graminis f. sp. triticale, 636 nucleotides long. The record is from the annotation of a GenBank genome assembly. Lineage: Eukaryota; Fungi; Ascomycota; Leotiomycetes; Helotiales; Erysiphaceae.
AUGGUUCAAAAUAAACCAGGUUCACAAAAACUGAGCUAUGCAGAAAUCGUCAAAACUCCUAGGCAUGCGAAUUCAAAUUCGUCCACGAAAUCUGGCACCUCCGGUCCUCUUAAUUUUUCCUCCUCUUGUUUCUCCUUUCCUCCUAGCGUAACCUUACUUCGAACUGAACUUUUUGAAGUUAGAAAAACAUUGAAUAAGGGUUACGGUGCGUUUGCCAUCAGGGAUAUCGAAAUAGGCACGGUGAUUCUCAUCGAAGAACCCUUGUUGAAAGCUGAAAUUAUGACUGUAUACUAUGAGUUUGAAAAGCUUAAUCAUAUGCAGCGGAUUCAAUAUUGUUCACUGGCUGGUCGGACAGGAGAAGGUUCAACAAUUAUUUCAAUAUUUGAAACAAAUCGCUUCCAAAUAACCAAAACUGUUGGCGGAAUUUUUUUCAAAUCUUCUCGUUUCAAUCACGCAUGUCACCCAUUCUCAGUCUGCACGUUUACGUACGAUGAAAAAAAAGACGUACUAGUUACUACAGCAAUCCAAAAAAUUAAAAAGGGGCACGAGAUUACCAUUUCAUAUACAAAUGAUCCAUCAACUCUCCCAGAAUACUAUGGCUUCAGUUGCGAUUGCCUUCGCUGCACUACAGACUAA